CACACAGCAGAGCUCCAGUAGAGAGAGAGCUGCAGCCCGGAACCAGACCGACGCCUCUAGUAGCAGACGGAGCUACAGCUACCGGUGAAGAGUCCGCCAAAACAACCGCAGAAUACAUUCUUGUCUUCUGUAUUUGAAGACCACGGUAGACGACAUACAACUGAACGGACAUGGCGACAUCAUCCUCCAGCAGCCCGUGUGUUGUGAUCAGUGAUGACGAGCAGGGGUAUGACCUGGACCUUUUUUGCAUACCAAAACACUACGCCUCCGACCUGGAGAGGGUCUACAUCCCACAUGGACUCAUCUUGGACAGGACAGAGAGACUGGCCAGAGAGAUCAUGAAGGAAAUGGGGGGGCAUCACAUCGUGGCCCUCUGUGUCCUCAAAGGGGGUUACAAGUUCUUUGCAGACUUGCUGGACUACAUCAAGGCCCUGAACAGGAACAGUGACCGCUCCAUCCCAAUGACAGUGGACUUCAUCCGCCUCAAGAGCUACUGUAAUGACCAGUCGACAGGUGAAAUCAAAGUGAUCGGUGGAGAUGACCUCUCUACACUGACAGGAAAGAAUGUCCUGAUUGUUGAGGAUAUUAUCGACACAGGGAAGACAAUGAAGACACUUUUGGAACUCCUCAAACAGUACAGCCCCAAAAUGGUUAAAGUAGCAAGUUUGUUGGUGAAGAGAACACCAAGAAGUGUUGGCUACCGACCAGACUUUGUAGGAUUCGAGGUGCCUGACAAAUUUGUGGUGGGAUACGCACUAGACUACAACGAGUACUUUAGAGAUCUAAAUCAUAUCUGCGUCAUUAGUGAAACGGGGAAGGAGAAGUACAAGGCAUGAAAAGCACUUCGGAGCAAUUUUUCAAUGUAUGGUUUAAUCGUCUCCUUUUGCUGUCCAUUUGAUCUUUUAUCACUUCAUACUCAUGUUGUAAAAUUACUCGGCCUGCUCAUGAUCCCUGAGGAUACACUGCUAGAGUGAUAAUCCUGACGGUUGCCUGUUUUAGCCGCCACCACACACAAACACACACAAACACACACACACACGCACAUACACACACACGCACACGCACACACUAGAUUCAACUUUGGAGAAAAACAAUUGUCUUAGAUAGAACUACGUCUGGGUUAAACAGCAUGGACCCCAGCUUGAACUAAAAUUAGUAUUCUGCUUCUACGCCCCCCCACACUGAUUUUUUUUAAUUAAUGGAAUAAUUUAUUUGACAACCUCCUAUGAAAUGGAAUAUAUUUUUUAUUGCAAUUCUACUUUUACCUUGAAUUAUCAAUAGUUAUUUUAUGGGCACUCUUAAGGACGGAUGUUAUAUUUUCUUGAAAUCUAUAUGUAUAUAUUCGGGACAAAACACAUUUCUGUGUUACUGUGGUGUGUGUGAUAUUUUCUUAUGCUAGAUUGUGUAGAAAAUUAUAACACGUUUGUUGGCUGCUGUCCCUAAUUAAACACAUAGAUAUGCUGAAGAUGAAAUAUCCUCUUAUUUAUGAGUGUUAAUAAUAUGCUUGUUUUUUUUAAGAAAUUAGAUGCAUGGAUGCCUUGUUCAGACUGAGAUCUCUCUUAUGCUGGAAAUUGAAAAUAUGUAUAGGUGUAAAUGUUCAAUUGAUAUUUCAACUGAAGUUAAAAGUUAUUCAAUCAUGUUUGAAAUCCUUAAUAUGUAUUUACCUAAUAUGUCAUUGAAUCAGACACAAUUUAACUAGCUUUUUUGAUUUUACAUUUGUACUAUAUAAAAUGCUCUCACUCAAUAGUGCCAUCACUGUAAACCAGUGUCAACUGAAUUUUGUAAUAACAGCAAUUAAAUGUUCACACCCCUCCUGUGA
This is a messenger RNA of Sebastes umbrosus (honeycomb rockfish), 1819 nucleotides long. It is a transcript of the gene hprt1, whose product is annotated as hypoxanthine phosphoribosyltransferase 1. Gene Ontology annotation, molecular function: hypoxanthine phosphoribosyltransferase activity; magnesium ion binding. The transcript is spliced from 9 exons. NCBI's taxonomy places the organism in Eukaryota, Metazoa, Chordata, Actinopteri, Perciformes, Sebastidae. The coding region runs from base 171 to 836 and encodes 221 amino acids. The record is from RefSeq and is a predicted model, not a curated record. Gene Ontology annotation, biological process: hypoxanthine metabolic process; GMP salvage; purine ribonucleoside salvage.